AUGGAUCAUUGCCCUUUUGUGCGCAUCCUGGUGGGAAAUUUGGCCCUGAAAUUUCAUGUACCUACAAGGUCCUCACUGUCAAGGGUCCAGGACCCUUAUUUUUCUUGUUACUGUAAGAUCAAAUUCAACAACUUCCCUCAUCAAGUUGCUACAAUCCCUUUGAUCCAAUCAGGACAAAGUCUGGAAACUGCUCCUGUCGUGGCGUGUUUCAGUCUAAGCAAGCCUCAGAUUUGUCUUUGGGGUUCAUCGUUCAAGCUGUCUAUAGAAGUUUAUGCUGAUGGUAAUGGCGACAGUGCCUGUGGACUGGCAUCUGGGAAGUUAUUGGGGAAGGUUUCAGUGCCUUUGGAUCUCCAUGGCAUCUGGGAAUCGAGGCCGUGUGUUUUACAUAAUGGAUCGGUUCCUAUAGGCCGAAAUCGAAGCAGCAAGAAUGGAUCAUGUAUGCAGUUGUGUUUAAAUGUCAGGACUGAACCUGACCCGAGAUUUGUCUUCCAGUUUGGUGGAGACCCAGAGUGCAGCCCUCAGGUUUUCCAGGUUCAAGGCUCUUUUAAACAGGCAGUCUUCACUUGUAAGUUUGGUUUCAGAUCAUCUUUGUCGGAAUCAAACAGGUCCAGGAACUGGCUAUCUUGUCUGAAAUCUGGUAGGGACAAGUUCUCUAAAGAACUAAAAGGAUGGUCGAUUACAAUCCACGACCUAUCAGGCUCUCCGGUUGCAAUGGCAUCAAUGGUGACACCAUUUGUCCCAUCGCUUGGCUCAGACAGGGUUAGUAGGUCCAAUCCCGGUGCAUGGCUAAUUCUCCGUCCGGGAUAUAGAACCUGGAAACCUUGGGGUCGACUUGAAGUUUGGCGUGAGCCUGGUUUCAUCGACGCACUCAGUUACAGAGUCAACCUCUUCCACGAUAAUAUCAUGACAGCCACAGGUACAACCACAACCACCACCACCACCGUCGCCAGUUCAACUCUCAGCACCAAAUUUAGCGGGAAAUUCACCAUGGAUAUUUUGACAACCAACAUGGCAACCCCAAUCCAAACUCCAUUGAUAAGCUCACAAAGCAGCUGUGACUUCGGGUCGUCAUGGUCACAUUCCUCGUCAAGACCAGGGUCCGGAUCAGGGUCAGACUUCGGGUUUGGAGUGUUAUCCAUUUCUCCGCAGAGCGGUAGUGGAUUUGUAAUGUCAUCAACUGUGGAAAGUGCGGUGAAAUGCAGUAAACCGGAAGUGGAGGUAGGGGUGAAGCAUGUGACAUGCACGGAGGAUGCAGCAGCUUUUGUGGCGCUGGCUGCGGCGGUGGAUCUAAGCAUGGAUGCUUGUCUGCCAUUCUCUUAUAAGCUAAGGAAAGAAUUGAGGCAGCAAACUCAGAGCUUUGUCGUUUAAUACAGGUGGGGCCUUGUCGUUUUAGGUUGUUUGGUGUAAUAAACAACUAAUCGGAUGAGUUGGUUAGAUGUGCUUUUGGAUAUAAACACUUACAGCAGUUCUUGAGCUUGAUGUGAUAACCAUCAGUUUGUACAGUUCGAAUGACAUGGCAGGACAGAUUUGAGUCAGUUUUGUUUUAACUUUCAUGACCAACUUCUUGGA
This is a messenger RNA of Hibiscus syriacus, 1569 nucleotides long. RefSeq lists its product as uncharacterized. The transcript has a single exon. Bases 1 to 1368 code for a protein of 455 amino acids. NCBI's taxonomy places the organism in Eukaryota, Viridiplantae, Streptophyta, Magnoliopsida, Malvales, Malvaceae. The record is from RefSeq and is a predicted model, not a curated record.